Molecule: messenger RNA, 2000 nt
Organism: Amoebophrya sp. A120
Lineage: Eukaryota; Dinophyceae; Syndiniales; Amoebophryaceae
Source: the annotation of a GenBank genome assembly
AUUCAGAACGGCGCUCUAAAUAGUUGUGUGGUGUUUAUUUUCUGUAAAAAAACUUGUACGAGUCAUAGCCGUGGUGCACAAUUGUUUGCUAGCUGGGACGAGCAGACGCUCGAUCUUUCACGAAGAAAUAAAUUUACGAAGCAUAAGAUAGAAGUCUAGCUUUCCCGUCCACAACCCGGAAUAAGACAUGUGCCUGAUUAAUAGAGUUGUUGCAGACAAUAAAUUUUUUGAAACCAUGGAGUCCCGGCUGAAUGGCGCGAACUACUGCACCGUGGUGAAAGCCAACCGAAAUGGCAACUCGCUAUCCCUCGAUGUGGACGUCGUUGGGGACCCGCUGCGCCCCCGCGAGGCGGUGAUCACGGUCAUGGGCCCGAAUUCACGAGCGCGCGCUAUCGCUUGUAAGGGCUGCAAAGUGACUGCAGGGUUCGGGGUACUUAUUUGUUUGCUUCGGUUCUUUCUACUGAGAUUUUAUUGCGUGAGCAGUUCUUGAAUCGCUUUUGCAAAAAUCUUCGUUACAUGCUGAGGACGGGGCUCUUGCAGCACGAGCGGUGAGAGCGCCGGGAAAUUUAUGAAGCAGUUGCCCACACGACGGUAACAUCAGCUUUAACUUUUCCCCAGGUACACACUUGGGUUGCGUUGGAGUUUCAGCUCCCGCGGGGCAGCGUCGGAGAUGUGUUUUCCUUCUCAUACAACCCAGGAUGGUCUAGCACCCGUUUGACGAAUGUGAUAGCGUACGACACGCCGGCACAGCAACCCUUCAACACACAGCCCACUCGGCAGCCCUUCGUCAACGACACGGCACAGCCCAAGUCGACCCCAGCUACUGCCUUCGCAACAGGAAACGCGCGCCGCUUGGACAACUGCGCCGCUUCUGGUGGCUCAAGUUCCUCUUCGAGCCAGUUUGCGGACUGCGAGAACACGGCGACUGCAAAAGCCGGGGGAGAAGAAGCGCGAAGCAGGUUGGUGUUGGGAGGAGAAAUUUCAUUCCCGGAAACUACACACCGCAACCUGCGGCCCCCGUCGUUCGAUCAUGAUUCGAGGAGAUUGCCAGAAGGCGGAACAGCAGCGCUAGGACUGCGAAGACGAGCGUCGGACCCAGCGGCAGCUAUCUUUCAAGCGGGCACGCUCGCGGAAAAUGAAAAUAUGAGAAUACCAGACACAACAGCACAGAAUACAGCAACAACGAGCGAGGAAGAAACCCCACCAACCUACAUGCAGAUGCUCGAAGAUAUGAGUACUAGCAACGUGCGGAAGAUGGAUCCGACCGACAUCACCAAUCCACCGCACUUGCAUCACACCCAAAACCCUUACGCCUUCGGCGAACCACAGCCGCCGGACCCGAGCGCAUGGAAAGCAGCGCUGCUUACCGGAACGCAGGCCAGCCAAUACGUGGGGUUGCUCCAAAAAAGACUGAUGAAACUCCAGAACUACAAGUUGCUGGACCCGAAUACGUUUGUGGAGCACUGCCUCUACGCGGAUACCGGAACGCUUCUUUCGCUGUUGCCGGUGUUGUCCCUCCAAAAGCGGAUUCCCGACCCGAGGGUGCUUCGCCGCGUUUUGCCCAGAUUGUGCGACGAGUUGGAAAACGCGGCGCACGAAGCGGUCGCGGAGAAGUUUGCGGCAGCCUUGCUGCGGAUCGUCAAGGAGUACAAAAGGCUUGGAAUCAUUGUGGAGUGUGGUCGCGACGAGUUUUCCGGGCUUUAUGCCCUGGUGAAAAGGCUCGCACGCAGCGUAAAGCUGAGCAGAAUGCAAGGCCCGACCGCGAUGAGAUGCAACGAUAUCAGGGACAUUUUGGCCCGAGAUUUUGGCACAUGAAGGAAGGGUUCAGGCUUUUCAUUCCGAUUGAGAACACAGGACGAGUUCAGUCAACUACACAUAGCGAUUUGCAGAUACAAUUUUGAAGCACAGCAUGCACCACUUUCUCAUACCCCGUAAUGUCCCUUGCUUACGACCAGGAGUGUUGUUCAUUGGGGGAAAUAUUUCAUACGUUCAGAACUGGC